AUGGCCCAUCAAAUACCUCUACCACAGCAGACUCAAUACCCGGGUCCCAUACCUCAAAAUCAUCAAAACGCUGGGCAACAGCGACAUGCCUCGAACGGACAACACCAGAGCUUUGGGCAAAACUCUCCAAGAGAGUCUGAGGAUUUCCCCUCAGACCCCAUACAAGCUCCUCUUCUCGUAUCAUUCAUUCUAGAGAGGCCCAGGAACGAUAUCAGCUGGGAGGAUGUUGUCCCCGAGCAACAGCACGUCAGAGCUCAUGACCUCAAAAAGGAGGUGCUGAAGUUUCGACGUAACUACAACAACGUCAAAAAGGCUUUGGACGAAAUCUCCUCUCCAAACUGUCGCAGAAUCAUCAAUGAACUGGUCGAAGAACAGAACGUCGCGCUGACCAAACACAACCCGACCAUGGAGUACAGGAUCGUGAGUCUGAUAAAGAAGUUCCGAGAACGCGCCUCUUUGACGCGCCGCGAGAGAUACCUGGCACGUGUGGACAUAAUCUUGGAAGCAGAAGACUCUGGCCUCCAAGCUACAAAGACGGGAUUCCAAGGUCGAGUCGGCAAUCAAAGCCAAAAUAUGUCAGCACCACCACAAAUGCCUCAGCAACGACCUCAACCUCACGGCCCGCAUAACGUGCCACCUCAUCCACACCCUGAACUAUCCCGUAGUCAGCCUCCUCCUCUUCAUGUUGUUAAUCCAGUCAAUAAUCAUAUGCCGAUACCCGCUCCCCAUGUACCGCCUCCACUUCCACCUCCACCACAUCUAAAUGGAGGCAUGAACGGGCAAACUCCAGUAGCUGGUCCACCUGCGCCGCCACCACCGCCGCCACCGCCACCACCACCUAAUGGAGGGGUCCAUCCAGUCAUGUCAGGACCUCGCGGGCACCAACCACCAAUUCAACCACCCUUACCGCAGGGUCUAUCAGGAAUGCCUGGUACUUACCCCGAAGCCAUGCCAGUGCCAGUGCCGAGGCACAUACCAGGUCGUAAGCCAGGCCCAGUCAACCAGACAAUGGACCCCGAGUUGCCUGGGAGCCAGCAAACCAAGCAUAAGAGCCAUAUGGAUGCAUCCAGUUUAUACUCAGAUAGUGAAGUCAGUUGGGAAGAUGAGUCGGAGAACUCUAGCUUCGUUGACAUUGAUAACGACAUGCAUGGGGAAAUGCGCCCAAGAGAACCCGAACGUGGACGACAUGCUAAGUUGUCAAGGAACAAUCCGAAACAUCGUAUGCAUAGUAGAAGCAAACGGCAAAGUCGAAGUCGCAGCCAGAGUCACUUACGCAGAGGCAUCCACCAGCAAAAUACACGGCAACUAAUGCGGAGACAUCGAACCAAUAGUGAUAUCGAUGAAGGAUACACUGGUAGACGUACCCCAGACAUACCAAGUUCGAGUUCUCCUCAACCCUUGCGUGCGAAGCUCUCUAGUCAAGUACCAGCGAACAUCCACAUCCACAUGAACACGAAUAAUAGUGGAGAUGAGAGAACACGUAGCGGCAACGCCUCGCCUACCAGCCUCUACAGUCAAAAGAGGGUUCCAGGGAAGAUGUAUAAUUCACACGACGAUAUGUCCGAUGCAUCGUGGGAUCGCGCAAGCGGCACCGGCUCCUGGCACACCUCGUCUGUCCACACGGCCGAAGACAAUAUCUGGGAUGUACCUUCUCGCUCCCAGACUGUGAGACGUGAGCACAGCCAACGUAAGCCGACUUUUGCAGCGCGCCCAAACGACGCCUUUGAUACGCAGUGUCGAAGCCCCAACCCCAACACUGCCGAUCUGCGCUCCGCACAACGGCCCAGAUACCCCAGAGAACCAAGCAAUGAGCAUAUGCCCACUCGCUCAUCCAUGCGCUCGCCCAUGCGUGAGCAAGAACGGGAGCGCGACCACGAGUACCCAUCUUACUCUGAUGACCAACAACUCUACCAUCCCCGUCCUGAUCUCCCGCACCGUCGCACCACCCCAGCGCCACCUCGUACCCAACACAACAACUCCUUUACUUCACCAUACCCUCCUACACCUCCUAAACUCGCCCGCGCCUCUACUCUUAUACCAGAUGUAUAUGAUCACGCGUACACGCCAGCCCAGCCGCGUAGGAGACAGAUAGAAGCUGUACCACGCGAUGAGCAGAUUAAUCUUCGUGACUUGCGCGAUGCGCUCGAAUGGGCGCGCGAGAGGAAUAAGGAGAAGGAGACUAUGCAGUCCGCAAGGUAUGGUGAUAAUGUCUCGGGGAGGAGAAGAAGAAGAAGAAGGGAUUCCGGUAUGGAUUAUGAUGAUGAGUGGGAUUUUGAGAGAAGGGGUGGUGUGUACUAA
Molecule: messenger RNA, 2298 nt
Organism: Bipolaris oryzae ATCC 44560
Lineage: Eukaryota; Fungi; Ascomycota; Dothideomycetes; Pleosporales; Pleosporaceae
Exons: 2
Coding region: 1-2298 (765 amino acids)
Source: RefSeq, a predicted model, not a curated record